GACGCCUCGGCCUCGGCAUCCACCUGCUCCCGCCCAAGCUCGCUCCAGUCAGGAGUGGCCAACUUUAGUGAGAGACACCCACGCCGCGUGCCCGGACCUCUUUUCCACCACGGGGACUUUGUUUCACGCUGUUUUUUUUCCCACGACAUGUGGAUUGUGGCCGCUCGCUUCUGGUGCUCUGUCAAGAAGAGGAACAUUUCCGAUUAAAAUGAAUGCCUCGCAGUAAUAACCAAGCGGCGAAGACGCUCAGGUACCGCGGAUCGUUCAGAAGACGCACCGGGAUUUUAAUAAUAUUAUUGAUUUCAACUUGGACACGGACGUGAUCGAUAUAUUGGAUUUUUUUUUCAAUGACUGAACCAGACUGGCUGUGAAGUUUGCCCCAUAAUCGGAAAGCUUUAAUAAGCAGAUUUGUUUUGUUAAAUCACUGAUUGUGUGCUACUGGUUGGUCGACUAUGCAGUUGGACGGUCUGUGGACGGUCCACACCCUCCUGGCGCUGUGCGGCUUUGCUCUGGGUAACCCACUGAGCAAUGAACCACUUGCUGCACCUCGCGUCUUCAUCUCCUUCAAAGAGUUGAGAUCUACCGGCACCGCUCAUCAUUUCGCCUACCUCCUCAACACCUCCGAUUACCGGAUCCUGCGCAUGGACGAGGACUAUGACCGCAUGUACAUCGGUAGCAAGGACCACAUUCUGUCCCUGGACCUCCAUGACAUCAACAAAGAUCCUCAUAUCAUCCACUGGCCAGUGUCUGAACGAAGAAGGAUGGAAUGCCUCGUGAGUGGGAAAGACGCCAACGAAGAGUGUGCCAACUUCAUCCGUCUGAUUGAGCCAUGGAACAGGACACAGCUAUACGUUUGUGGGACAGGCGCUUACAAUCCGGUCUGCACCUUCGUCAACCGUGGACGCAAAUCUCAGACGUCCAUGUACCUCCAGAUGGCCCAGGCCAGAGGACGGGCUAGCCGCGCCGCUGAGCCCAGCGCGGUGCAUGAGACACUUGGACUAAAGGAGGACAUUUUUCACUUGGAGCCCGGCAAAGUGGAGUCUGGGAAAGGAAAGUGCUCCUACGACCCGAAGCUCAACAGCGUUUCGGCUUUGAUUAAUGGCGAACUUUACGCUGGAGUCUAUGUUGACUUCAUGGGAACGGAUUCAGCCAUUUUCCGGACUUUGGGGACCAAGACCGCCAUGCGAACCGAUCAGUACAACUCCAGAUGGCUGAAUGAUCCCACUUUCGUCCAUGUCCACCUCAUUCCCGACAGCGCAGAGAGAAAUGAUGACAAACUCUACUUCUUCUUCCGGGAGAAGUCGUCAGAGAUGGGCCAGACUCCCGUGACCCAGUCCCGGAUUGGCCGCAUCUGCCUGAACGAUGAUGGAGGUCACUGCUGCCUGGUCAACAAGUGGAGCACCUUCUUGAAGGCCAGGCUCAUCUGCUCGGUGCCGGGGGCCGACGGGAUGGAGACGCAUUUUGAUGAGCUUCGGGAUGUUUACAUUCAGCCAACACAAGACACCAAAAAUCCUGUCAUCUAUGGAGUUUUUUCUGUUUCUGGGUCGGUAUUCAAAGGCUCGGCAGUGUGCGUCUACUCCAUGGCCGACAUCCGCAUGGUCUUUAACGGACCCUUUGCACACAAAGAAGGUCCCAAUUACCAGUGGGUGGCCUACACCGGAAAGAUCCCGUACCCCCGACCAGGCACGUGCCCUGGAGGUACGUUCACCCCCAACAUGAAGUCCACUAAGGACUACCCGGAUGAAGUGAUCAACUUCAUGAGGAAUCACCCCGCCAUGCACAAUCCGGUGUACCCAGUCCACAAGCGCCCCCUAGUGGUCCGGACCAACGUGGACUAUGAGUUCACCACCAUCGCCGUGGACCAGGUGACGGCGGCAGAUGGCAACUAUGAGGUGCUUUUCUUAGGAACGGACAAAGGGACCGUUCAGAAGGUUAUCGUUCUGCCCAGGGAUGACCUCCAGACUGAGGAGCUGGUCCUGGAGGAGGUAGAGGUCUUCAAGGUUCCAACUCCAAUUACGACAAUGAAGAUCUCAUCCAAAAGGCAACAGCUGUACGUGUCAUCCGCGGUCGGGCUGACCCAGCUGGCUCUUCAUCGCUGUGACGUGUACGGCGAGGCGUGCGCCGACUGCUGUUUGGCCAGAGACCCUUACUGCGCCUGGGACGGGAAGUCGUGCUCCCGUUACUCUGCUUCCCAGAAGAGGUCUGACCCCUUUAGACGUAGCCGGAGGCAGGACGUCAAGUACGGGAACCCCAUUCGCCAGUGUCGAGGCUUCAACUCCAACGCUAAUAAGAAUACUCUAGAGAUGGUACAGUACGGGGUGGAGGGAAGCAGCACCUUCUUGGAGUGUCAGGCCCGCUCCCCCCAUGCCGUCGUCAAAUGGCAUCUCCAGCGAGACAACAGCGACCGCAGGAAGGAGAUGCGUUCUGACGGGCGGAUCUUAAAGACAGAGCAAGGUCUCCUCCUGCGGUCUCUGCAGCCCUUUGACUCCGGAAUGUACCAAUGCAGCGCCACAGAGAAGAACUUCAAGCACACCCUGGUCAAGCUGCAGUUGGUGGUUCUGUCCAGCCGCGCCGUCAAUAACGUGAUAGUGGAGGGCGGGGCGGGGUCGCCGCCAUCCUCGCUCCACUCCAGCACCCAGUGGACCCCCAGCGCGGGCCAGUACAAGGACCUGCUGACCAUCCUGAGCCAACCCGAGAUGAGCCUCAUCAAUCAGUAUUGCCAGGACUACUGGCAGUUCGGAGACCCCAUGCUGGGCCCCCUCAAGGUCAAAGACCUGAAGGAGCUCAAGGAGCAGAAGAAGCCCCGCAACCGUCGGCAUCACGGUGAGGCGGAGGAGGAAGAUGAGCGGGAGGAUGCAGAGACAUGAGGAGCCCAAAUGUGUCCAAAACACCCUCGACCGCCCCCCCCCAAACCCCUCCACCCCACCCUGUGAAAACUGGGAGAGACUCAUUGAGAGAAACGAGGAAAAAAAAAAGCACACGCAAACCGGGAAAAAAUACAAAAAUGAAACGGAGAAGAUGCGGCUUCGAAGCAUCCCCCCCCCCCCACAUGCAUUGUUUCAAACAGUAAGAUAUAUGCUACUCAGUAUUUAUUGUAGGUUGUACAUAGUAUCAUUCUGUGUAUUUCUUUGUACUUAAAGAAAACCAGGCUCUUCGUGUAUAGGUAACUUUGGGGCAAUUAUUGUUGUUGUUGGUGUUAAUUUUAUUGUUGCUGUUACUGUCAUUGCAUCACAACAUGGCGGGCAGGUAAAUGUUGGGUAACCGAAUCGCUUUCUCGUUUUUGUGUACCAGGACAAGAACAGAUGACAAUAGAUAUAAAUAUGAAAGGGCGGGGCUUUACCAAAUACAAACAUAAUAUGAACUGAGGCGGUGGUGCAAUAAAGGGUCAAGUUUUUGUACAAAGGGCAUUUUUUUUUUUUUUUAAAGGGCCGGCAACCGGGGCCAAAUGCAACAAGCACAAUUGUGGACUUCUGUGAAUAAAAAUAGUUUAAGUCGGAGCGAGGUGCCUGGAUCUGUUUGUUUCUGUCCUCUGACGUCCAUGUUGGGGGGAAAAAAGGCCCAUUUACUGUAUCCACAACUGAGCAUCGUAACAAUGUUGUGACACUAACCAAAUAUUGGGAAGCUGGCUUUCUUUGUGUGCAUGAAAAUGUAUUUGUACUGUAAUCCUGAUAAGAUGUGUGGUCUGUUUUUGUUUCCGUUCACCAUCCUACGGGAUGUAGAAUAGGACACGACAAGCGAUGCUACCACAGUACACUUGGUAGAGCAGUACAUGUAAACGUGCAGCAGAAGCAUAUGGUGCAGCUUUUACUUGACGUGAAAGAUUGUGCGUAUGAUUUCAAAUCACCUGCGGAUCAUGAGAGUUUAUUUGUACUCUCUGUGUAAAUGAAUAUUAAUAUAAAAAAAAAUAUAUGGUGCGCUUGUGCCUCUAUUGACUACAGUCUUAAAAGUUAUUUUGCAGUAUAUGCAAAGUAGGUUUCACUCAAUAAAGUAAAUGCCCUGAACACUCCGAGAAGAUCCGAACACCUCUGGGAUGAUGCAUCCCGACUGUCGAUGUAAGAUGUCUGUCAAAUUUCGACAUAUACAGCAAAAAAUACAAAGAAAGUUUGUACAACAUGUAUUUUUUAUCGUGGAUUUACUUUUCCGGUGUCUGUAGUUUUUUGCCUUUUCCUUUUAGCGUCAUCGAGUUGAAAGAAAAAAGACAAAAUGCAAUGAGGUGAUGUUAUUGUGAUGACCUAAAUGUGUAAAUGACUCGUAUCCUCUCGUUCCAUUGUGUUUGCUGACUAAUAAAUUAAAGCUCUAUAUUUUUUAAGAAUGGAAUGCUUCCCCCGUCAUUGUGAUUAACUCGAUACUGAAUGUUUUCCAUGUUCUGCCCAGAACUCUCUGGAAUAAAGUUGUACCUGUUGAAGAAAUAUUGGAU
This is a messenger RNA of Doryrhamphus excisus (bluestripe pipefish), 4417 nucleotides long. Its product is annotated as semaphorin-3F-like. Gene Ontology annotation, biological process: axon guidance; positive regulation of cell migration; neural crest cell migration. Gene Ontology annotation, cellular component: plasma membrane. The record is from RefSeq and is a predicted model, not a curated record. Gene Ontology annotation, molecular function: chemorepellent activity; semaphorin receptor binding. NCBI's taxonomy places the organism in Eukaryota, Metazoa, Chordata, Actinopteri, Syngnathiformes, Syngnathidae.